UCUUUUAACCUCAAGAUUCCACUGAUGCGUCUGCUGCAAAGGAAGGUGAUGUGUAGUCCUCCUGGCAUUUAUUUAGCCAGAAUUAGUGGGGAAUUAUGGUAAUGGACUAUGGUCUUCCUUUAGAAAAUUCUUGUUUUUGUGAGAAAAUAUGACAGAGCAUCUGAAUAUAGUACAGAACUACAGACGCGUUUUCACCUUAUGAGCAUGGUAUCAUUAGAAGGAUUCUUUUACAGACGAAAUCUUUGAGUAUGUUACAUACCAAAACAAUGUUUUAUAGUGAGGUAAUUCAAUGAGCUUAGGCUUUUUGUUACCCUUGGAAUGGUGCUCAACCUUCUUCGAGUAUAGGGGCUAAGAGCUAAUCGUUUCUCUCUCUAUUUCCUUUGAGAGCUGGAAGGUUGCAGUGUUGGUGGUUUAUAAUUUUAUGUUGUGAAGAUAUGAUUGAGUAAUAAAGAAUCUGGAAAGACUGCCAGAAACAUGUGAGCCAGUGAAAGAAAUGCAUGGAAACGGCCUUCGAAAUUAGAUAGACUGGUCAGAAUUUUACCUUUCUUAAACUAUUCAUACACAAAACGCUGUGCAAUCUAAGUAGAAGUAGUGACCAUGAGAGUUCAGAUGGUAUGAAACCUUCAGUUACAGUACUGAAGUACGUGCAUUAGCAGCAGGAAACUUCAAAUGAGUCCAUGGCAGAAUAAUGUUUAUGGUUGCAAACAAUUAUCAAGACAUUAUAGUGUGUCCAACAAAAUGUUGUUUUAGACUUUUAGUACAGUGGUGAGUCUAACAGCCUGUUAUGCGGGUGACCUGGGUUUGAUCUCUGGCAACGGUGUCUUUCUGUGUUAAUGAAGAUACAUAACACCACCAUUCUGCAUCUUGUUUUCUUUAGAUUCAUAUUUCUUUUCUUUUCUUUUCUUAAUACGCAUAUCAUGACAAAGAAGCACAAGAUCCUAGAUAAUGAUUACAAGACCCCACAUGAGUUGAAGAUAUACAUAAAUUCCUCAGUGUUACGGUUCAACAUCAUUGCAAUCACCAGUCAUGGGAGCCAUUUCAUAAUUACAUGUUUUGUAUGGAGGAGUUGGUUUUUAUUUGCAUAUUGCACACCCGGGGCACGCCCCUUAUGAUUGAUGAUUGCUUAAUUACUCAAACACGCAUGGUUAGAAUUCAAAUGUCAAUUAGCAUUUAGAACUUGUGGGAGACACAUUUACUUUGUACUUUUUUUUUUUUGGUAUUCACAUUUACUUUGUACUUUGAUAGAUAAAAACGCUCACAACAUAAGCAUUUGCUUGAUUUACCUUUAGAUAGAUGGUUUUAAUUAUUGGACGUUUUUGGUCUGUUGAAUGAGUUCCCAAACCUCAAAUUUGUAUAAUGAGAUUCCUGAAGUGAAUAGUUGUGAUUAAGGAAGUUUUGAUACAAGAUUGGUAACCGAUAUAAGGUCAAUAGAUGCUGGAUUUACAAACUACAUUUGUACACUCAUUUACAUAGGUGGGUGCUCUUUUUAAUUCUACCAUGGUGGGUUCUAUGUGGACAGGAGUCCAAUAGUUUAUUCUUAGUUAAUUGCUGAAAAAUCAAGGUGAAAGAAGAGAAGAGUGCUUUUCGUUAAGAACAGACAAAAACAUGGUUAACCUUAUGAAAUGAAGAACAUCUUUAAUGGAGUGAAUGCAUUUGAGAUGAUUAGUACCUGUGCUAAUGAUUAUAUGGAGGGAUCUUGCUGACCCACCAAGCAGAAAGAGAAAGAAUCAUUCUUAUUUUUCUACUAUCUAGUAUCAUGGAUGGGCCUCUUUUUAUAGUAGGGAACUAGGAAGUAGGACUAUAAAAACAGGCCUUCAUUCUCUUCUGGUGAUGUACUUGCAAGUUACAACCAUGGCUAGUAGUAACUUGAAGCAUGCAGUGAUAGCAUUUCUAGCUCCCGUUCCCUCCAUUCUCUUCUACCUUUCAUUUCUCAACAACCAGAGUCACCAAACCAGUAGUACUGGGAGUCUGUCUCCCCUUUGGGAAUGGUGCUAUCACCACCCUCUUCUAUUAGCCAAUGCCCUCUUCUUCCUCAAUGUCAAUGUCCUCUUCUGGGUCAUCAGCCAAGUCUUAUCUAAUCACUGGAUGAUCUCUUUGUAUUGGACAGUGAUACCUGUAAUGCUAGUUCACUACUAUAGGGCUCACCCUCUGGCUGAUUAUGAUUGGUGGCGCUCCAUUAUUGCAAUUUUGAUGACUUGGGUUUGGAGCCUCAGGAUGGUUCACAACUAUUUUAGGCGGGAAAAUUGGCAGUGGAGUGCCAGGGAGGAUUGGCGAUUCACCAAUAUGACCUCACAAUACGGCAAGCACUGGUGGUGGGCUUCCUUCUUCGCCAUCUAUCUCGCUCAACAGGUUUUUCUAAUUGGACUAUGCCUUCCAAUGUAUGUAAUCCACUCAGUUAAUGUGCCACUGAACAUAUGGGAUUUUGCUGCCAUCAUGAUCUGCAUUUCUGGCAUUGCUAUAGCAUACUAUGCUGACACACAACUCUACAACUUUGCAAGUAAAAACAAGAAGCUAAAAGCGCUUGGAGAGCCAGUUGUGGUCACUCUUGAUGAGGGGUUGUGGCGUUAUUCACGGCAUCCGAACUACUUUGGAGAGCAAUUAUGGUGGUGGGGACUCGCUAUAUUUGCAUGGAACCUCGGACAUGGUUGGACCUUCAUUGGCUCUUUCCUCAAUACAAUGUGUUUAGCUUAUGUGACAAAGCUUGUGGAACAGCGAAUGUUAGAACAGGACUACAGAGCAGAAGCAUACAAGCAGUAUCAGAAGACAACCUCAGUUUGGAUACCUUGGUUCAAGGCAUCCCCAAUUGGAGGAAAAGAUAAGAAACCUUAGUUUGAUAUCUGUUUCAGAGUCUGUUUUUGUAAUUUUGUUUAGCUGCAUUAUCAGUGUAUCUCUUUUCUUCUGUUGUAAUGCCCUACAUCCUGCUGUUGUUGUCAACUGUUCUUUAAUUGAAAGAGAUUAAUGCAA
Messenger RNA from Rosa chinensis, 2964 nucleotides. RefSeq lists its product as uncharacterized. The record is from RefSeq and is a predicted model, not a curated record. Gene Ontology annotation, molecular function: oxidoreductase activity, acting on the CH-CH group of donors. The coding region runs from base 1831 to 2829 and encodes 332 amino acids. The transcript has 3 exons. Gene Ontology annotation, biological process: lipid metabolic process. Gene Ontology annotation, cellular component: membrane. NCBI's taxonomy places the organism in Eukaryota, Viridiplantae, Streptophyta, Magnoliopsida, Rosales, Rosaceae.